This is a messenger RNA of Aureobasidium subglaciale EXF-2481, 1572 nucleotides long. RefSeq lists its product as uncharacterized. Lineage: Eukaryota; Fungi; Ascomycota; Dothideomycetes; Dothideales; Saccotheciaceae. Bases 167 to 1534 code for a protein of 455 amino acids. The record is from RefSeq and is a predicted model, not a curated record. The transcript has 2 exons.
UGGUCGCGAUUGUGAUUCGCUCUUGGAGCUCUGCUAUUCCCACCGGCUCAACACUACCCUCCUCUGCCAUCGUUACCUAGCAUCUCUUCCCGUGAUAAUAAACGUUACCUGCUCUUUCACUGUGGUGUUUUUUUCCUCCAAACUCCCACACCGCCCUCCUUGUACCAUGCAUCACCAUCAGACCGAUCUUGAGAGUUUGCAUAGUCGCGACUCAACCUGCUCAAACAGUAAUUCUGGAAGCAGCUACCAGUCUCGUCAGUCUCACAGCACACAAGGUACUCAAUAUUCUGGGCCAUCGUCGAGACCACCCUUUGAGCACUACAAGACGUGUGAGGGGAGGCUAGAAGGCUCGCGCUACGAAUACUGCCAUCAGGUCGAGGACCCGAGGACCUCUACGGAGACUUACGCUUCAACUGUGCCCUCAGAAGUCGACGAGGAUGAGGACUCUUUGGUAUUCGACGGCUCUUGUCCCUUACCUCGACCCGAGGCAUACGGAAACAGCGCCGUUCCAUCCACUCCGUCAGAUUUCGCCGAAUUGUUUCCAUCGGAACGUCUUUUGUCGAUAAGACACGAUGACGCUACGCCAGACGGUAACAUGAAUCUGCGAAUUGACACAGUGUAUGAGGAUUCGCGUCGCAGCCCAGUCGACGUCACUCUGUUUCACCUUCGCAUGCACGACUUAAAAGCUAGGCAGUUCUCCUUAAGGAGAUAUUGCCGGGAAUCCGGUCGGGAAGUCUGUCAUUCUACACGAAAGUGUCAGAAGAGUGGUGUCGAGCGACGAAUGAGAAUCCACAGAACUCUCAGCAACGCAUUUGCAUCUCUUCGCUCGAUAGCAGACCAUAAAGCCUCUCGUCCGUCUGCGUCCGAAAGACUCAAGAGGUCGGAUUCUGGUCACGAAUCACUCCAGUCAGGGAAAAGUAUCGAUCUCAACCAGCAAGCUUCCGUACCACCUGGAGUCGGCAUCAGAGGUUGCGUGUCAAUCCCUACCAAUAUCAUCAAGCUUGAAUUCUCGAAUUAUGCGCAAGUAGAGAUAGAGCGCUGUGGUUCGAAGAGCAGUAAAAGGUAUGAAUUUGAGUAUUGGGGUGUGCAUUAUGCCUGGCGGCGUAUCGUAGAUCGUAUCGGUGCAAAGCAGAUAUCCUUCUGCUUGUUCCGCAACAACGAGGACCGCCUCUUAGCCCGGAUUCUACCCAUUCCCAUGAGUGGUAUGCAGCAGCGCGAAGAGCUCUCUAAGGGGGGCUGGGUUCCGCCGUGCACGAUGGAUAUUAUCGAUGGAGAGAUCAUCCAAAACCAUAGCGAAAUCUCAGAUGUCGUGGUUGCCGCAGGUCUGAUAGCUUUGGUGGAUGACUGUAUCGAGCGUCGAUUUCAUGUCAGACCUGCUCGAGGCGUUUUCAAUCACACGGCAAAGUUCAGAUUAGACAUGGACCAUGUGGGCUCCAAACGUCCAGGCGACGAACACGCCAAUCGACCUUCAACUACGAGUUCAACCGCAAAUCACCGUUCAACACCGCUUCGCAAAGGGACUUGCGAUAUGUGACGACUGCACGAUAUCACGAGUCCGCUCUUCCAGCACUG